Messenger RNA from Adelges cooleyi (spruce gall adelgid), 1827 nucleotides. Its product is annotated as protein regulator of cytokinesis 1-like. Gene Ontology annotation, biological process: mitotic spindle midzone assembly; microtubule cytoskeleton organization. Gene Ontology annotation, cellular component: spindle; mitotic spindle midzone; cytoplasm. The record is from RefSeq and is a predicted model, not a curated record. Gene Ontology annotation, molecular function: microtubule binding. NCBI's taxonomy places the organism in Eukaryota, Metazoa, Arthropoda, Insecta, Hemiptera, Adelgidae.
AUGUCGUCUAUGAUGUUUCAAUCGAUAUUAAUGAACGAUGAUCCUGAUUCUAACAAAAUUCAAAUAAUUCUGGAUGAGCUUCAUACAUAUUCUCAGAAUGAGAUCAUGAAAGUGAAGAAAAAUUUGGACAUCAUUUAUGGUGCUUAUUCUGAAGAAAAAACGAAUGGAAUAAACCAAAUACAUGAACACUUAAUGAACCACAUUACCGCUUUCUUUGACGAUGUAGUUUUAGAAUCUAACAAGGACAAACAAAAUAUUAUAAAAGAAAUUGAAGAUUUAUUGGUCGAAAAAGAUAUUUUGGAAAAGGAACUUCAGAUGAGCAUUCCUAUUGAUGAUCAUAAUGAUGCUACACCCUUGAUUGAUGUUCAAAUAAAUAUUGAUAAAGCAUUGAAGGGAUGUAGAAAAAUAAAAGAAGAACGUAUGAAAGAGUUAAAAAGACUUCAAGAUGAAGAAAUAAAAGUAUGCAACGUAUUGGGCGAGCAACCAAAAUUUGCGGGCAUUAAAAGUAUGCCCUCUGCAACACAAUUAGAUACUAUUAAACAUCAUUUGGUAGAUUUGAAAAAUACACAGAUUAAACGUCGAGAUAUCUUUGUGGAGCAUAAAGCUAUUGUAGAAUCAUUAAUGGAAUCGUUAGAAGAAACGGCAAUACUGAGUUUUGAUAAAUUGGUUUUGGGUAAUCCGAGCCAGUUUAUAUUAUCUAAGUCAAAUUUAGAUGAACUUCAGAAAUUAAUAAAACGUCUCGAAGAACAGACAGAAAAUCAAAAAUGUGUGUCUAUGGAAUUACGUACAAAACUAAGUUCUUUGUGGGAUAGGCUACAAAUUGAUGUAACCUACAGAGAACAAUUUGUCAGUAACAAAAAAGGUUUCGGCAAGAGAGUAAUACAAGAGUUAAAAGCUGAAGUUGAGAGAUGUGAGACGCUCAAAAAAGAAAACAUCAAACAAUUUAUUGAAAAUCUUCGUUCUGAACUUAAUGACUUAUGGGAUAAAUGUCAUUAUGGUGAGCAUCAAAGGAAAGAAUGCCAAAUAUAUUAUAGCCCUGAAUACAAUGAAGAUGUUAUGGACUUAUUAGAUUUGGAAGUAGAAGCAGCUAAGAAAUUUUAUAAUGAUAACAAAGAGAUUUAUUACUUAAUCGAAGAACGAGAUAAAUUAUGGACUAAAAUGGUCAUGGUGCAAGAACAAGCUAACGACCCCGCUCGCUUGUGGCAAAAUAGAGGUGGCCAACUAUUAAAAGAAGAAAAAGAACGAAAGCUUAUUCAAAAAGAAUUGCCAAAAGUGGACAAACAACUUCGUGGCUUAGUACAGUCUUAUGAACAAAAAAAUGGUUGUAAUUUCUUGUAUAAAGACAAAAGACUGUUGGACAUAAUUGAAACACAGUGGGAUGAAAUGAAAAACAAUAAAAAACCAUCACAGUGUACAAAGUCUAAAACUCAAUUGUUAAAGAAAGUUCAAACGCCACAAGCUUUGGCUAACAACAAAAGAAAGUUAGUCAUAACACCUGGAAGCCAAGCUUGUAAAGUCCGUAAAAUGAGUGUGGACCAUAAAGCUGUUCUGCCUAAUAUAUCACCCAGAAGGGAGUUGUUUCCUAUAAACACAAACAUCGCCUUAUUGGUCCCAUUCAAUUCGACCAAUUUAAAUGACAUUUCGCGAGGAUGCAGUGAUGAAAAUGUGUCUGUAGAAUCCUAUGCGACCUUUCAGGAACACCUUGAAAACCCAAAACAAAUGUUGUUAAGUCCGACUUCAAAGCAUAUCCUGAAAGAGUCAAACGCCCGAUAUACUCCUCGAAAACCCAUUCUGCGAACCAACCAAGCUUACUCGAACUAUAAAUAA